Molecule: messenger RNA, 953 nt
Organism: Rotaria sp. Silwood2
Lineage: Eukaryota; Metazoa; Rotifera; Eurotatoria; Philodinida; Philodinidae
Source: the annotation of a GenBank genome assembly
AUGUUUUUUGAUCGUGAAUCAACAGUCGUUAUUACUAAAUUCAAUAAUUUAUCUGAAUCAGUCUUAACAUCUUAUUGUAAAAAAUUUGGUAGUGUUAUUCGAUGUUUAAUUAAAACUUCUACUCAAUCUCGAAAUAAAGAUCUUUGUAAGUUCUAUUUUAGCUCACACAUAUCAAUAAUAAUAUGAAAUUUAUAAUAUCCUUUUUUUCUUAAAAAUUUGAUCAUUAAAAUUUAUUGGUUAAGUUUUAGCUCUGUUGAGUAGGAAAAGAAAUGUUAGUUAUUUGAACAAUACACUAAAGGUUAUUUUUUUUAACUGUCAAAUUGAAACAUUUGACCUACGAUCUUUUUUAUGUUGAUUAUCAAAAGAAAUAGAUGAUUUCAUUUUGAAAUCAUUUAUUAAUUUUAUACGAUAAAACUAAUAAUUAUCACAGAAAAUAUACUGACGCUCGAUAAACGAAGCAUUACUUAAUCUCUUAGUUUUAAAAAGUUAAUAGAGACUAGAAAUACUUUAUUUUAAAACGAUUCAAAUAUUGAUUAUUGUGCAGACUUUUGCAAAGGAUAUAAAUCUAUGUGAUUUUAUGCAUUGAAUGUUCACAAUGAAGAUAAUUGUCACAGUCAAAUUCAAAUAGUCCGAAUUUCUGUUAUACCUUUUAUAAUAUGUACUUAUCAAGAUUAUUUAUAGAAAAAUGCAUAUAAAUAUAUUAGCAUAGUCAACAUUUCUAGGAGAAAAUUUUUGUUAUUACUAGUACGCUGCUUAAUUACGACCCAUUGAAGGCUUAGUUUUAUUGUAGUGCUUGAUAAUAAUGUUGAUUAAGCUAGUUCAUUUCUCUAGUUGUGUCCAUAUCUUUACGCCCAAAAGAGAAAAAAUAACACAAGUGAAUCAUAAUGAUCAUUUGUUGUUAGAUUAUUGUUAUUGAUUUCAAUCCAGCUAAAGCAUUUUUCGUUGUAGAAAUG